Molecule: messenger RNA, 3291 nt
Organism: Melitaea cinxia (Glanville fritillary)
Lineage: Eukaryota; Metazoa; Arthropoda; Insecta; Lepidoptera; Nymphalidae
Gene: Wdr24
Product: GATOR complex protein WDR24
Exons: 16
Coding region: 52-2520 (822 amino acids)
Biological process (GO): positive regulation of TOR signaling
Molecular function (GO): protein binding
Source: RefSeq, a predicted model, not a curated record
CAACUUAAAAUAAUGUUAAAGUUGUAGUAAUUUCAUAAAAAAACAAUCAAAAUGAUACCGUCUAACACAAUUUGUGUUUCUCAAGAAGGACCAGCGAAUGCCCUAGCACUAAACAAAGAUUGUAGUCAAGUUGUAAUAGCAGGCAGAAAUGUUUUCAAAGUCUUCUCGAUUGGUGAAAAUGAAUUUUCUGAAGUAUGCAAUUUGAGAGUGGGGAAAAAUUUGAAUUUAAAUUUCUCUUCUAUUGAUGUUGCUUGGAGUACUAUUGAAGAAAACACAUUAGCCACAGCUGCAACAAACGGCGCAGUUGUUGUAUGGAACCUUGGACGUUCAGGACGAUCCAAACAAGAGCAUGUCUUCUCUGACCAUAAGAGAACUGUCAAUAAGGUAAGCUUCCAUUUGACUGAGCCAGCCCUGCUUAUAUCUGGAUCUCAAGAUGGAAUGAUGAAAUGCUUCGACCUUCGAAUGAAAGAAGUGGCUAGAACUUUUAUAAGCAACACGGAGUCCAUCCGCGACGUGCAGUUCAGCCCGCACGCGGCGCACGUGUUCGCGGCGGUGUCCGAGAACGGCACGGUGCAGCUGUGGGACUCGCGGCGCCACGAGCGCGCGCUCCACCAGUUCACGGCUCACUCGGGGCCCGUGUUCGCCUGCGACUGGCACCCCGACGUGCCCUGGCUGGCCACGGCCUCCAGGGACAAGACCAUCAAGGUAUGGGACAUUCACGCGAGGCCCAACUUGGAGCACACCAUAUACACGAUAGCGUCCGUGGGACACGUGAAGUGGAGACCGCAGAAGAAGUUCCAGGUGGCGUCGUGCGCGCUGGUGCUGGACUGCGCCGUGCACGUGUGGGACGUGCGCCGGCCGCACGUGCCGCUCGCCACCUUCGCGGAGCACCGCGACGUCACCACCGCCAUCGCCUGGCAGGCCUCGCCGCACGCCUUCCUGUCCACCAGCCGGGACUGCAGCCUGUACCGGCACCGGUUCGGCGAGGCGGCGCACCCGGUGCUGUGGGCCAACCCGCAGGGCGUGUGCGUGUCGGCGCGCGGCGAGCUGGCGCACGCGCUGCCCGAGCGCCCGCUGCCGCCGCGCGCGCCCGCCGCGCCCGCGCCCGAGCGCCUGGCGCCCGGCCUGGGUCGCAAGCAACCGACGGCGGGCUCCCUCACCCCAGCAGAGCAGGCAGCACUGGAGCGCGCAUUCCCAGGAGGAGCGUCCUCCUCCCUGUCGAGACACUUCCCCGUAUCUCCAGACAGUGCUGUGGUGGCGUGUGCUCUGCAGUAUCGCAUACGGGGACAAGCGCCGCACGUGUUAGCCGAGCACAACGCCAAGGUCGCUAGGGAGCACAAGCGGUAUAUGGUGUCGCACGUGUGGGAGGUGGUGCGCGCCGUGUACAGCGCCCGCGCCGUGCGCUCAGCCCCCGCCCCGCCGCCCCCGCGCGCGCCCCCGCCCCGCGCCGACCCCGCGCCGCCGCCGCCCUACAGCGCUGUAGAAGAGGAACCGAUGGAAGAGGUCGAGGAGUGGGAGAACCGCUUCCACAAAAACAGUGGAGUUCUCGGACUACCCACUCACAGCAUCUACAUACCACCCGCUAAGUACGCCAAGCGGGACGGCUCUGACGAGGGCUGGGUGUCGGCCGCGUCGGCGCACUACGUGGACGUGGAGGCGGCGGACUGGACGCUGCCCGACGAGGCCUUCCCGCUGCGCGCGCCGCCCGCCGCGCUGGCGCCGCACGCGCCGCUCGCCGACGAUGCCACCACGCUGCAGGUGUCGAGCCAGGCGGGCGCGUCGUCCCCGGGAGGCUCGUCAGGCUCAGGCUCAGGGUCAGGGUCAGGCUCGGGUUCAGCCCCGCCCCCCAUCUCACCCACCCUGCAGUGCUCCGCCAGCCAGAACUACAGCAGCUCUGCAGAGGGCGAAGCAGGUGAAGCUGGUGAGGGGGGAGAGGGCGGUGAAGUGGGGUCAGUGGAGGGCUCGGCGGGGGAGGAGGGCACCGAGGCGCUGUGUGUCCGGGAGGCGACCGCGCGGGGAGCGCUGCCCGCCGCGCCGCUCAUCGCCGCCGCGCUCCGCCUGCACGCCGACCUCGGCGACGUGCAGACCGCGGCCGCCGUGUGCCUGGCGCUGCACGAGCACAGAAACGAUCUCUUUCCGUACAUAGAUGAAAGUCUACAAGAGCAGUGGCUACUGGGAUACAUCGAAUUGCUGCAGCGACACAAACUGUGGAAUGUCGCUACCGAGGUGAUCCGCUGCGCGUGGCUCAGCAGCGUGUGGGCCAUCUCGCAGCAGUCCACGGCCGUGACGGCGUGCUGCGGCCGCUGCGGGCGCCGCACGCGGCCGCGCGCGCCCUGCGACGCGUGCGCGCGCGCGCCCGCGCCCGCCGAGCUGUGCGCCGUGUGCCACGGGGCCGUGCGCGGCCUGUUCGCCUGGUGCCAGGGCUGCGCGCACGGCGGCCACCUGCGCCACAUGCGCGCCUGGACCGCGCGCCACCACCUGUGCCCCGCCGGCUGCGGCCACGCCUGCCAGUUCGGCUGACCGAGCUGAGGCUGAUACUUUGGAAAUAGCUGUUUUAUUGAACACUGCGUGUAACUCAUUAUUGUAAAUAAAUUACUGCGCAAUGCUGGUAGGCUACUAUUUCAAAUUAGGUACCACCGUCGACAAUAAAUGGCCACCAUCGACCAUCAAAUGCUUACAUUUGACGCUACCAUUUAUAUUCUAUUGGUGUCACUUUCUGUAACAGCUGCAAUCCGCUACAGUACUUCUAAGUAUGAAUACUUACUCACCACGAUCGACUAUUUUGUACUAAGACAGUUCAUAAUAUCAGGCAAAAAGUACUUUCACUGCUUUAAAUAAUAUAUACUGCCAUCGACAUCAUUCUAGAAAACUAUGAUCCGAUUUUAACAGAAAAAAAUGUCCGCCUUUAAGCAUCUUGUCUGUGCAUACAUAUAACAAUUGUCAAGAAUUUACUUUAUGACAAGAAAAAAAGGAUUCAUUUUACUAACAUUUUGAUGUUGGUUCGCACAAAAACAACCACCUAGCUGAAAUUGUAAAUAUUGUACCCAAAUAUGUGUUAAGAUCAUUUAAUUGUGAAAAUAUAAAAGCUUUGUAAUAAAAAUGUUUAACUUUGUAUAAAAUUAUGUUCUAUAUGUUAAAAAUAUUGACCUCAGCGAGAUCGCAUUAAUCAUGUCUUUUUAGUUUAUAUUGUUAAUGAAAUUAACACAAAUUUGUAUAUAUCGUGGACUGAAAUUGUAUCUAAUAAAUUGUUUAAUAUUUUUGUAAGGGAAAAUGAAUAAAACAAAUUGUUGU